UCCCAAUCUAGUCUUGGGUAUUCUCUUACAAGUUUGCAGGCAGAUAUAGUGCUGAUUGUUAAUUUGGUUUACAGGAAUUUCUGAUGUAAAUCAAAGACUGUGCUUAAAUAAUUAUUAAAAACAAACAGUUUUUGAUAUGUUUUAGAAAGGUUGUCAUUUUUUCAGAUGAUGAACUUUUAAGCCUUGCAGAAGAGUGAAAGAAUUUUAUGUGAGAAAAAUGGAACAAGAAAAUGUCAAGAAAUUUCACAGUUUCGAUCAGUCUGAGAUUGUUGGGGAAAACUAUAAAUCAAGACGUUCUAACCGUGAACGCUAUGUCUGGAUUUUUCUUGUUUUAGCUCUUAUAGCUGCAGUUAUUGGUGUUAGCAUAUACUUCUCAAAGAACUAUGAGAAAAAAGGGUCAUCCGAGUCUGGGUCAUCUGGGGCACAAACGGGCGACGUUGCGUCCACAACAGCCCCAAAACCAACGUCAACUGCAUCUGGUAUCGUAACAACUAAACAAUCCACUGACACUGUCCAAAGUACUUCUACAUCUGGCACAAUUGUUCCUUCAACGACUGUGCCACCAACAGAAGAUGAGCUCAGAAGACGCAUUGAAUGCAUUCCCGAGGCACAAGGGGGCGUUGUGAAAGCAACACCAGAGCUCUGUGACAAACGAGGCUGCAUUUAUUCUCAAUCAAACAAGAAAGGGGUUCCUGAUUGUUACUUUAGUCAAGAAAUAGGUUACAAAGUUAAUGGUGUAAGCAACACUGCAUUGGGUUUCCGGGCUGAUCUUGUCAAGAAAAAGGAAGGCCCGUUUGGAGAUGAUCUGGAAAAGGCUGUGUUUGUUGUGGAGAUGCUUGGGGAUGACAUUAUCCACUUUAAGUUUGAUGACCCUGUUUUCCAUCGCUAUAAGGUGCCUCUAGAUUUGAAUUUACCAACUGUGAAAGGGGAUAACACCAAAUACAGAUUUAAAAUCACCAACAAUGAAACAUUUGCAUUCCAAAUCAUCAGAAAGUCAACUGAUAAAGUUUUAUGGGACACAGGGGUUGGUGGACUGGUUCUUUCAGAUCAGUUCCUGCAAAUCAGUACCAGUCUACCGAGUGAGAACGUCUAUGGGUUUGGGGAAAACAUGCAUACGACCUUCAGACAUAACCUCAACUACAAGACAUGGCCAAUGUUUGCACGAGACCAGCCACCCAGUCAUGACGCGGACUUUCAAGAAGCCAACCUUUAUGGAGUACAUCCAUUCUACAUGUGCAUGGAAGAAGGCGGGUAUUCCCAUGGUGUUUUCCUACUCAACAGUAAUGCCAUGGAUUACUCAUUCACCCCCCUGCCCAUGCUGACAUACAGAACUAUUGGAGGCAUCCUUGAUUUCUACAUGUUCCUGGGGCCAGAACCAGAAAAUGUCGUACAACAGUACACCGGGUUAAUAGGACGCCCCUUCAUGCCACCAUAUUAUGCCCUUGGGUUCCAAUUGUGUCGCUAUGGUUACAAGAAUGUUGAUGACAUGGAGGCAGCUCUGAACAGGACCCUGCAGUAUAAAAUACCACUGGAUAUCCAGUAUGGGGAUAUUGACCACUUUGAUGCCAACAUGGAUUUCACACUUGAUCAUGUCAAGUUUGGGCGUCUGCCUCAAUACUUCAGGGACCUUCAAUCAAAAGGCAUGAAAACUGUCAUCAUUUUGGACCCAGCUAUCAUCAGCAACGUGACUGGGUACCAACCGUACGUAAACCUAACAGCAGUCCGGGGCUCAGUCAUGUGGCCUGAGGACCUGAACGUGGCGAUAGAGGACAAAGACUCCACUGGCGCACUGUUAGGUUAUGUCUGGCCAUCAGGAAAGUCUGUGUUCCCAGAUUUCUUCAAAAAGGAAACACAAGAGGUGUGGACCAAUCUGAUUGUUCAACAUCACAAUCUGGUACCAUUUGAUGCCCUUUGGAUAGAUAUGAAUGAGCCAGCAAACUUUGGUACCAAUUUAGAAAGGCCCUGGAAUUGGCCUGAAACUGCAAAGCCCUAUUGGAGCUUGCAUUGUCCUACCAACAGCAAACUUGAGGACCCUCCAUAUAGGACAAAGGCCGGCUACCAUUUUGAUAAAGACGGCAAGGAGACACGACUGAGCGACAAGACAAUAUGUAUGGCGAGCCGGCAGGGAGAGAACGGGAAAUACAGGCACUAUGAUGUACACAAUCUGUACGGAUGGAGUCAGACCUUGCCAACGUUAAAAGGGGCCAGGUCUGCAACAGGGGAGAGAAGUUUUGUGCUGUCAAGGUCAACCUAUCCCGGCAGUGGAAAGUAUUCCGGACACUGGCUCGGUGACAAUGACUCGAAAUGGAGUGACAUGCAUGCUUCCAUCAUAGGCAUGCUGGAGUUUAAUCUGUUUGGAAUUCCAUAUAUCGGAGCAGACAUAUGUGGUUACUGGGGAAACACCACACCGGAGAUGUGUAAACGCUGGCAGCAGGUCGGGGCAUUCUAUCCCUUCAGCAGAAACCACAAUCAGAUGGAUUCAAUGGAUCAAGACCCUGGUAUCUGGCCUGAGGUGGGGUAUGCCACCAGGGAGGCUAUGGAGACUCGUUACUGGCUACUCCCCUAUCUGUACACACUGUUCCACAAGGCACACACAUACGGUGGCACAGUGGUUCGUCCGGUUUUCCAUGAGUUUCCCAAGGACACCCAUCUAUACGACCUGGACCGUCAGUUCAUGUGGGGAAACGCCCUGAUGAUUGUUCCCAUUCUAGAACAGGGUGCCGCUCAGGUCUACUUCACUCUGCCAGAGGGUGUCUGGUACGACUUUUAUGACCACAUCCCACACAAUGGGCCAGACUACAACAUGAGGCGGACUGUGGAUGCCAAUUCUAAGAUCGGGCUCUUUGUGCGAGGUGGAACCAUCCUCCCAAUGCAGAAACCUGAAAACAACACUCAUUUCAGUCGUAAGAACCCAUUCAAGCUUCUGGUAGCCCUCGAUGCUUCCAACACAGCGGAGGGAGAAAUGUUCUGGGAUGAUGGGAAUUCAGUGGACACUGCGGAGAAGGGAAACUAUUUCUUCGCGAACUUCAAGGCAGAGAUGAAUCAUCUGGCGAUGACGAUCCAACAUUCCAAUAUUCCUCAGCUUGACACUACCUUCUUCGGCAGCGUUGAAGUGAUCAAUGCCCCUAGUGGUGUGAAACGGGUCUACUGCGAUGGGGAAAACUUCAACUUUACGUACAGUGGACAGACACUUGUUAUUACUGACUUUCGUCUUCCGUUAACAAGAGAUUUCAAGAUCUAUUGGAGCACUGAAAGUGAUGAUGAGCGCACACGACAUGACUGCAUACCAGAAGCCCAAGGUCCGGGGGUCAAGGUCACAGAACAGUUAUGCACCCAACGAGGCUGUGUAUAUAAUCCUAACGCGUCACAAGGACCAAAAUGCUAUUUCAAUCUGGAUAACUAUGGUUACAGAGUUUCAAAUUGGAUUGAGACUGACCUUGGUUUCGUGUACCAGCUUCAGAGGAAAACGAGACCCAGUCCAUUCAGUGAUCAAGGAAAUCCAGAUAUCCAGACUUUGAAUUUCACUAUAGAAAUGAGAAGCCGCGAUGUUCUUCGGUUCAAGUUUGACGAUGCUAGGGGUGGGAGGUAUGAGGUACCAUCAACCUUGAACUUGGGCUCAGACAAAGCCCUUGACCCCAGAUAUGAGGUCAAGGUCACAAGUAAUGACCCAUUUGCCUUCCAGGUGGUCAGAAGGUCAAAUGGGGAAAUAUUAUGGGACACAGGCGUGGGUGGUCUGACUUUCUCCGACCAUUAUCUGCAUAUCUCCACCAGGCUGCCCUCUCGCAACAUCUAUGGGUUCGGAGAGAACAUACACCACUCUCUCCGGCACGAUCUCAACUACAGGGCCUGGCCACUGUUUGCACGAGAUCAGCCAACAAGCUGGGGGGACUAUCUCAACCAUUACGGCGUCCAUCCCUUCUACAUGUGUGUUGAGGAUACGGUCAAUGGUGGACACUCACAUGGGGUCCUCCUCCUCAACAGCAAUGCACAAGACUACUCAUUCACCCCUCUGCCCAUGCUGACAUACAGAACUAUCGGAGGCAUCCUGGAUUUCUACAUGUUCCUGGGGCCAGAACCAGAAAAUGUCGUACAACAGUACACUGGGGCUAUUGGUCGGCCCUACAUGCCGCCAUAUUGGGCGCUCGGGUUCCAACUGUGUCGCUAUGGAUACAACAACAUCUCCAACCUUCAGGAUGCUGUGGAAAAGACAAGGAUAGCCAACAUUCCACAUGACGUCCAGUAUGUAGAUAUUGACCACAUGUACGAACAGCGAGAUUUCACGCUGAACAAUAAAGACUUCCCUGGACUCAACGACUACUUUAAGAAACUUCAGAGUGAUGGCAUGCACAUUAUCAUCAUGAUGGAUCCCACACUGAUUUCCAAUGUGUCUGGAUAUGAGCCAUACAUCAGGAUGCAUGAGACCAAUAGCAACAUCAAGUGGGAUCCUAAACUGUACAUACCUUCGGAAAGUGUCAACGACAAAAAUGACAUAUUGGGCUAUGUGUGGCCAGUUGGUAAGGUUGUCUUCCCAGAUUUCUUCAAGAACAGCACAAAGCAAGUUUGGAAAGAACUAAUUGUCAAGCAUCACAACCAUAAUCUGACAUUCGAUGGACUUUGGAUAGACAUGAAUGAGCCUGCUAACUUUGGUACAAAUGAAGAACGACCUUUUAACUGGCCAGAAGGGGUCAAGCCCUACUGGAGUCUCAACUGCACCCUGGAAGGCAACUAUUAUGAGCACCCCCCAUACAGGACUAUGGCGGCGUUUGUACAUGAUUCCCCCAACAACUUGAAGAUGAUAUCUGAGAAGACAAUAUGUAUGAGGGCACUGCAAGGUGAAAAUGGCGAGUUCAAACAUUAUGAUGUGCACAAUCUCUAUGGCUGGAGUCAAACCCAACCCACUCUGGACGCUGUGCGUGCUGCAACAGGGGAGAGAAGCAUCGUCAUCACUCGCUCAACAUUCCCAGGCAGUGGGAAGUAUGGUGGCCACUGGCUUGGUGAUAAUAACAGCGUGUGGAAAGAGCUGCAGAGAUCUAUCAUAGGUUCCUUGGAAUUCAAUUUCUUUGGUAUACCAUAUAUUGGUGCGGACAUUUGCGGUUUUAUGGUGGACACAACGCCGGAGCUCUGCAAGCGCUGGAUGCAGCUGGGUGCCUUCUAUACCUUCAGCAGGAACCACAAUGGCAUCAACUACUUGCGUCAAGAUCCAGGCAGUUUUGCACCGGAGACGGGUGUGGCAGAAGCAUCAAGGAUUGCCAUGGAGACCAGAUAUUGGCUUCUGCCCUAUCUGUAUACACUGUUCCACCAUGCCCAUGUCAGAGGCAAUACAGUCAUCCGACCACUACAUCAUGAGUUUGCUGAUGAUGUGGUGACUUUUGAUAUCGACAAACAGUUCCUUUGGGGGCCAGCUCUUAUGAUUUCUCCAAUAUUAUACGAGGGGCAGUCUGCAAUCAACCUGUACAUGCCAAGAGGUCCCUGGUAUGACUGGUACACUGGUGAGGAAUUCCGUUCCCAGGGCUACAUUAGGCGGCCAGUGGAGCCUGACUCCCCCAUCCCACUUCAUGUACGGGCUGGGCACAUUCUUCCUCUUCAACGCUAUGCAAAUAACACACACUUCAGUCGCCGGAACCCCUUCACUCUGCUAGUGGCCCUGAAGGAUUCUGAGAAUGGCGGUCGAGGCUACGUGGCAGACGGAGACUUGUUCUGGGAUGAUGGGGACUCAGUUGAUACUUAUGAGACUGAUCACUAUUACUAUGCCAGAUUCUCCAGUAUGAGUAACAAGCUCCACCUGACUGUUGAACAUAACACUGCAGGCAGUAGCAUGGAUGGCCUUCACAUUGGCUCGGUCAAAGUCAUUGGAGUGAGGUCAAAUGUCAAGGUCAUAUACAUCGGCAACACUACACACACUGACCUCAAAUAUGAUCCAACCAAAAUGGUGCUGGAGGUGAACAAUCUUCAACUUCCUUUAACAACAGAAUUCACAUUGGAAUGGAGGGAGUACAGAAAGCCCACACAGGGGGAAAUGGAUCGCCUCAGCUGUUACCCAGAGUUCACAAACCAACAUGUGACAGAACCCAUGUGCAGAAACAGAAGUUGUAUCUAUGAUGCCAGCAACACGUUACCGUUUAUACCGUCAUGUUACUUUAACAGGACUGCCUAUGGUUACUUUAGAUUGCCCGCUGAACCUAAUGUGGUAAAGUUAAACAAGAGAACGGCAGGAACAACCACCAUGUUUGGGAAGGAUAUCUUUGCGCUUCUUGUACAGAUUGAACACCUUACUGACAGCAUUUUACAUAUAAAGAUUGUAGAUGAACCAAACAAGAGAUAUAAUGUGCCACUUCCACUGCAGAUGAUUGAGAAAAAUAAUUCAACAGAUACGCUGUACAACAUAAUUUUACCACAGGAUAAUACAGCAAUUGAAUUCACGAUGAAAAUUACUAGAAAAAGCACGGGAAAGAAAAUCUGGGACACGUCCGCUGGUCCCCUCAUAUUCUCGGAACAGUUCCUUCAACUGAGCACAUACCUUGCCUCUGACAACCUGUACGGACUCGGGGAGCACAGACACAUGCACCUGAAACACGACAUGGACUACAGAACAUGGCCCAUAUUCACGAGAGAUGCUGCUGUCAACUCACCGGACUACACCAACCUGUAUGGGGCCCAUCCUUUCUACAUGAAUAUUGAAGAUGAUGAUGGCAACACACAUGGAGUUUUCUUCCUCAACAGCAAUGCCAUGGAGAUUUUACUGGACCCCAAUCCUCGUCUCACCUAUCGCACCAUUGGAGGAGUCCUGGACUUCUACUUCUUCAUGGGACCCAGCCCGGAAUCUGUGGUCCAGCAAUAUCAACAGCUGAUAGGUACCCCAGUGCUGGUCCCCUACUGGGCGCUGGGCUUCCAGCUGUCUCGCUGGGGCUACAACUCCCUGGACAACCUCAAGGUCGCCGUGGAGAGGACCCAGGCUGCAGGAAUACCUCAUGAUAUCCAGUACGCUGAUAUCGACCACAUGGACGAGCGUAAGGACUUCACAUACGACGCGGCGACCUUUGCAGGCCUGCCAGAAUACAUCCAGGAACUACAGGCUGGCGGAAUGCACUUCAUCAUCAUACUGGAUCCCGCUCUUGUUUCCAAUGUAACUGGUUAUUUGCCAUAUGAGACUGGUGUAACACGUGAUGUGUUCAUAAAGUGGCCACCUGGAAAGGGACCUGCUGAUUCCAGACCAAACGGAACCUCAGAUAUCAUGCUGGGAUAUUUAUGGCCGAAAGGAAAGACUGCAUUCCCAGACUUCUUGUUGAAUGAAACCCAAGAUUGGUGGGCAGAUACCAUUGAGGAAUGGCACAAAACCAUUAAAUUUGAUGGCCUGUGGAUUGACAUGAACGAGCCAUCCAACUUCGACACUAAUGGAAUGCGCCCAUGGAACUGGCCAGAAAAGGACACGCCCUACUGGACCCUGAAAUGUACCCUAGACAACAACACCUGGGACCUGCCCCCAUACAGACCCCGUUCCCUGCUUGGAGACGUGUUGUCAGACAAGACGUUAUGCAUGAUUGGUGAGCAGAGGAAGGGAACCUUCCGACACUACGAUGUACACAGUCUGUAUGGCUGGAGUCAGACCCAACCCACCAGCAUAGGUCUGCAGAGGGCCACGGGCAGACGUGGUAUUGUAAUUUCCAGGUCCACGUACCCAUCGUCUGGUCACUAUGGCGGCCACUGGCUCGGAGACAAUGACAGCUUCUGGCGAAACCUCCAUGACUCAAUUAUUGGAAUUAUUGAGUUUAACCUGUUUGGAAUUCCUUACAUUGGUGCUGACAUUUGUGGGUUCUUCUCUGAGCCGAGCGUGGAGAUGUGUCAACGUUGGAUGCAGCUGGGCGCCUUCUAUACCUUCAGCAGGAACCAUAAUGGACUCAAUAUGAAGGAACAAGACCCGUCAGUGUUUGGUCCCCACAUGUCAGACUCAUCCAAGCGUGCCAUGGAGAUCCGUUACAGUCUGCUGCCAUUCCUGUACACACAGUUCUACCGUGUGCACACGCAGGGUGGAACAGUCAUCAGAUCCAUGUUCCACAAUUUUCCUAAGGACCCACGCACUCGCUCCAUUGAUACACAGUUCAUGUGGGGCGACUCAUUCCUCAUAGCUCCCGUUGUGGAACAGGGCCACCUCCACAAGGAUGUUUAUCUUCCAGCGGCUCGUUGGUUUGAUCAUUACACGGGUGCAGAGGUAAAAGAGCAUGGCACUACGGUAACGGUGAACGCACCGAGGGAUCACAUACCACUGUUCUGGAGAGGAGGUUACAUUAUACCUACACAGAAGCCAGCAAAUAACACUGUUUUCAGUCGUAAGAACACUCUUGGACUGACAGUGAUUCCAGACAACAAUGGGACUGCCACUGGUGACUUAUUCUGGGACGAUGGUGACAGUAUAGGCACAAUUGAAACUAAACAAUAUUAUUUUGCCAGCUUCAACUUCCGAAAUAAUACGGUCAGCAUGUCUGUGGACACUAACCACACAGUAGUGGAAGGUCUGGUGUUUGAUGAAGUCUGGGUCCUUGGCAUGACCUCCCGACCUUCCAGCGUCACAGCUGGUGGCACCACUCUGGGGUUCACAUACUACACUGAUACUAGGGUACUUCAUAUUCAUGGACUAAGCCUGCCCCUGAAAAACAACUUCAGCAUUACAUGGAACUGAGCUUCAAUGAUGGAAGUCCACCCUUCACGACAUUAGUAUUCAGUGACUUUGAGUGAAAUAGCAGUUUAUGUUAUAGAUGUGUUUCUGUAAAGCAUAACUUGCAGUUCCUGUUUCAUUUAAGUAUAUCAGAAUUACAUCUUAGUCUAGUUUUUCAAAUCUAGAAACUGCUUGAAUAAACAGAAGGAAGACAAAUUAAUUUCAUUUAACAAACACAUUGAUAAGGACCCAAUACUGUUUUUAUUUGUUGAAAGUAAGAUUAUAUUAAUGCUUUUACAUUUCACAAUAUUGUUUAUCUGUUACCUUUGAGAUAAGCGAACUUUAAAGCUUUUUCAACUUGUUUACCGCUUUUUUCAUUCAUUUUAUACAAAAGCAAGUUAAGACAAAACCGUAUUAUAUAGCUAGUACUGCUUAGGUCAUAAUCGGAUAUUUUAUAUGUGACAUGUCCACCAAUUCCUGACAUAUGAAUAUUCCACGUGUAUGUAUAGAUAUCUAAACUGAUUCAAAAAGUGAGUGCACAACUUGAUUGUGAAUCUUCUGCUUGAAUGUGAAUAUUCUGUGAUGUCUUCUUCUUUCCUAUUAAGUACAGGUCUCGUCUGGAGCAUCAACGCACUUUGACUAUUAUAAUACAAUGAGUCCUGGGUAGAACCAGUACUUGGUGUCUUUCUCGGAGAUCUAAAGAACGCUCCCACAGUGGAGAUCGAACAUGUGAUCUCCCAAUCGCUAGUCGACACCAUUUUCACUACGCUACGUCAAUCUUUUGAGUAGAAGUAGAUUUACAAUAGAAGGACCUCACGCAAGUAUAAAAACACAAAAAUCAUUGUCAAACCUGAUCAUAGGAUACCUGGUCCCAUAUUGAUUAUUGCAAAACCAUUGCAGAAUAUAAAAUUCACAAAUAGAAACAAUUGGACUAAUUAAGUUAACAAGACUUUCUAACAAAAAAAUAGUUUGAUAGAUGUUUCAGCCAUUCAACACUGUAUUACAUGUAUGUUAAAUGCUUGCUAGAUUUAUUGUGCAAAAUAUUUAUAAUUUAAGUAAUUAAGAUUUCAUAGCAGAAUGGUUAAAUUACCAAAUUACCCGUGGGAUGGGAUACUGAUAUGUUAUACAAUGUAGAGGAAAAAGUUUACAGUAUACAUAAACACACAAUCUCAUAACUAGAACUGUUUGCUCACAUUUACAAAAGUUUGCUAUAUUCUAUUUUGUCGUUUGAAACUUUGAGACUUAAAUUUAAGAUUUUUCUUUUUUAACCUGCAAGAUUGUGUUUUAAAAUGUUGAUACGCUAGUCUUGAAUUGUGUUUUGCUAUUGCGUAGAUAUUUGUUGUUAUAGAUGCUAGAUUUAUUUUUAACAAAUUCUAUUGCUGUAUAUCAGAUUUAAAAAAAAAUAUUUUUUGGUAAAAAACAACUUGUGUUUGUGUGGUAUGUUUACCAAUUCAGCAGCAAUAAUGUAUAAAGAUCUCAGUAGAAUAACUUUCAACUUUGAAAGUUACAGGUAGACAACUCCUGUUUCUUAUUACAUCCUUCCAAAUUCCAGGUAAACUAGCAACUUCUGUUUCUUAUUUCAUUCUGCCCAGUUACUGGUAGGCAACUCCUGUUUCUUAUUUCAUCCUACCCAGUUACUGGUAGACAACUCCUGUUUCUUAUUUCAUCCUACCAGGUUACAGGUAGACAGCUCCCGUUUCUUAUUUCGUCCUACCCAGUUACUGGUAGACAACUCCUGUUUCUUAUUUCACCCUACCAGGUUACAGGUAGACAACUCCUGUUUUCACCCUACCAGGUUACAGGUAGACAACUCCUGUUUCUUAUUUCGUCCUACCAAAUAACAGGUAGACAACUCCUGUAUUUUAUUUUGUCCUACCAAGUUACAGGUAGACAACUCCUGUUUCUUAUUUCAUCCUACCAAGUUGCAGGUAGACAACUCAAUGUUUAUUAUUUUAUCCUACAUAGUUACUAGUAGACAACUCCUGUUGCUUAUUUCUUCCUACCGAUUACAUUUAGACAACUUGUUUUUCUGAUUUCAUUAUGCCAAUAUACAUUAAGACAACUUGUUUUUCUUAUUUCAUUCUGCCAAUAUACAUUUAGACAA
Messenger RNA from Dreissena polymorpha, 10754 nucleotides. RefSeq names its product sucrase-isomaltase, intestinal-like. Bases 218 to 8674 code for a protein of 2818 amino acids. The record is from RefSeq and is a predicted model, not a curated record. The transcript has 65 exons. Lineage: Eukaryota; Metazoa; Mollusca; Bivalvia; Myida; Dreissenidae. Gene Ontology annotation, biological process: carbohydrate metabolic process. Gene Ontology annotation, molecular function: carbohydrate binding; alpha-1,4-glucosidase activity.